AUGGACGGUUCUUUAGGAAAAGGAUUGCUUAAUUAGAUUGCAGGAUCUAUGGGAGGAUUAAAUAACGAUCAAUUAAAGCAAGCAGAGAAUAUUUGGAAAAUGUUGGAUGAUUUAAGCGAAAGUAAUCCUGAGGGAUAUAAAAACUUUGUUAAAAAUAAUUUACAAAAUGGUUUUGAAGAGAUAAAAAAAGAAAAGGAUGAGAAAAUUAAAGAGUUAAAGGUUAAUGCAGAUCCUGCUUUUUUACUCAAGAUGUAAGCUACUCUCUAAUCGUUUAAGCUUAAAAAAGAAGAACAUCCUCUUUAUGAAUCUUUAAGAGUUGUAGGAUAGGAUUCAAAAAAGAAGCUUGCUGACAUAAAAAAAUCAAUAGAUAAAGAAGUUAAAAUUUAUAUUAAUGUUUUAAUGAGUAACAGAGUUAGAGCUCCCAUUAAUGAUUAAGGAAAAGAAAUAGAAUCUAUCAAAUAAAUGGAGGAAUGGAAAGUAAUUCCUUAUUCAGUUUAAGAACCAGAGCAAAGGAAAAGCGAGUCUUUAGGAAAUAUGGUUUAUUUUUAUAAUUUUGUAAUUAAUGAUGAAGUAUGCAAGAUGAUGAGUGGAGCUCCUCCUUUGACUGAAUAGCUUGUCACUUUUGUCAUUGAAAAAAUGAAUAACUGCUUAAAAGAACAUAGAAAUCCAUUAUUAAAACUAUAUAAUUAUAUGGAAGAUAAUGAAAUCAUUCAUUAUUAAAUAUCUAAAAUGUCUGUAGUUAGACACAAGUCUAAAAAAUUUAAAUUAGCUGAUAAAAAAUAGAGGUAAAUACCUCCAAUUUUGCUAGAGCCAGAAGCUGAUAGAUAAUUUGAUUUAUAAAAGGUCAAGCAAGAAAUAUAAAUGAAAAAAAAUGCUGCUUUGUCAUAAAUGCAGUAGGGAGCUUAAUCCGAAAAUUUACAAUAAUCAUAGGCCAAUUCUAUUUAAAAUGUUGAUGACUUAAAGAAAAGAUAAUUAGAAGAUGAGAAAUCAAAAGAGAUGAUAAAAGAAUAAGUUCUAGACGGAUUAAAAAUAGUAAGUAAAGAAGAUAAAGAAAAAAAAAAUGAAAAAUAAAAACCUAAAAAAGUACUGAUUUAAGAAAUUGAAACUAAAGAAGUACCAAAAACUGCAAAAUAGAUAUUAGAAGAAUAAGUUGAAAAACCUUCUUAUACUCUCAAAGAGCUUACUGAGUCUAUUUAUUUGGAGUUUUUACUGUUUAAAGCUAACUCAAUAGAUGAUAUGAUUCUUGAUAUUUCUGAAAAGAAAAUUAAAUUAGAAGUUCCUUUAGUAUAUAAACUUGAUUUGCCUCUUCCUUGCAAAAUAGAUACAGAACAAGUUUAACCAAAGUGGAGUAAAAAAACUAAAGUUUUAAAACUUACUUUAUUGAAAGUAUAAAACUGA
Molecule: messenger RNA, 1398 nt
Organism: Tetrahymena thermophila SB210
Lineage: Eukaryota; Ciliophora; Oligohymenophorea; Hymenostomatida; Tetrahymenidae
Product: pre-RNA processing PIH1/Nop17 protein
Exons: 2
Cellular component (GO): cytoplasm
Source: RefSeq, a predicted model, not a curated record